This is a messenger RNA of Dioszegia hungarica, 2658 nucleotides long. RefSeq names its product ribonucleases P/MRP protein subunit POP1-domain-containing protein. Gene Ontology annotation, cellular component: ribonuclease MRP complex; nucleolar ribonuclease P complex. The record is from RefSeq and is a predicted model, not a curated record. Gene Ontology annotation, biological process: tRNA 5'-leader removal. The transcript is spliced from 12 exons. The coding region runs from base 1 to 2658 and encodes 885 amino acids. NCBI's taxonomy places the organism in Eukaryota, Fungi, Basidiomycota, Tremellomycetes, Tremellales, Bulleribasidiaceae.
AUGGCGCCCAACAGCAAGGCCGGUCCAUCACGGCCCAAUGCUACUCGCGAGGCUGCCGCGUACGCCCCGAAAUACAAGACAAAAGUCAUACAGAGCACAUCAGAGCUCCUCCGCCAUCAAAAAGGCAAAGCCAAGGAGACUAUCGGCGCUGCCUUCGACGUGGCUCAAAAUGUGAAGAACCUGCCAGGAGUGAUCAGGGUGGAGGCGUUCGUCGAGGCCCGAGCGAUGGAAAUCCUCGCGUUUCAGAAUGCCAUCAAAUCUGCCGCCACCUUUGGAAACUCUCGAGUGUUCCAGUCUCUCCCUCGACAUCUUCGCCGUCGAGCGGCAAGUCAUAAUCCCAAACGCGUCCCCAAACGACUUCGGAAGCGCGCAGCAGCAGAGAUUGAUCCAGGGGACAAUAUCGCCAAGCUUCAUCGGAAACGGGCAAAGCUGAGGGCGAAAGGGGAUCUGAAGGGCCGGAGUAGGACAGAGCAGCUCCUCGCCAGGCAAAGAAAUAAGACUUGGUUACCAACCCAUAUAUGGCACGCGAAACGGUUUCAUAUGGUCAAUAUCUGGGGUCACCGACUACCCCUCACGCCGACCCUCAAGUCUUUCCGCCCGGCCUAUCGUGCGACGAGACGGAGGUGCGCUGUGAGCGAUACGAGCUACUAUGGUAUACUGGAGCUGGAUAGUGAUGCGGGCUUGGAGCGGGUUACAGCGGGGCGGUAUGCGGGAGAUAGAUUUGAGCAUCGUAAAGCCGACGUACUACUCUAUCACCUCGACACUUACCCGCUUGGUCUGAUCGGACCGGCCGAGAUCAUCCGCGGAGACAAGCUCUGGAUCCGAAUCCACCCGUCCAUCUUUGACGAGGCGUUUGCUGCUAUCCGAGCUGCUGUCGGUGUUGUCCGGGAUCUACGAGGGGAACUGGACAGCUUUGAGCUGGUCGGGCCCAUGUCGGAAGAGGUGCUCAGCAGAGUCUUGAGGCCGGUCAAGGGCGAGACGUUCAGAACGGCAUAUACAGUCUCAACAUUUAUGAUCCAAGGUUACAAGGUUCGGGACAACCUCGCCAAGCCACUGUUCAGGAAGUCCGAUCUGGACCGUCGGCGCCAACAUCUCCGCAAUCCCGGCACCUCCCUCCGCCCCCUCGCUCAAGAUGCUCGACUACCCAUCAUGCUCAUCCAGCGCACAGUCGGGGACAUGCACGGCUACACCCUUCUCCUUCCCCGCGGAUGGUCCCAGUACCUCCUGACCGCCUUCGCUUACGCGCGAUGCCUUAUAUCCGGCCUGGCGGAACGGCGGGUGCAGCAUCGGGAGGCUGGUGUGGCGUGCUUCCCAGAACACUUCGGGGCGGUAUGCAAGGCGGGUACAGAGUGGGAAGAUAGGAAAGCUGGGGAAGAAACGGACCGAUGGGAGAGGAAGCCACCGGGAAAGAGGCCGGAGUAUGGGCUCUUGGGGACGCCGGCGGCCUUCAAGCCGGAUUGGAGCUUUAUGAUCGACGAAGAGGCCACUGUCAAUGGUAGCUCGGCGACACCGUGGCUGGUGCAGACCCCUAUCCUCGAGCUCCUUCCUCAUUUUCGCGUCAAUGCCGAACAGACCAUCUCGGAGAUAAUCAACGCUUUCCGAUCUCAACGAAACAUGCCGCCUAUCACGCAAGAUCUCUACCCCUCUGCGCUCAUACAAGUCCGCAUCAACCUUCUAGGUAGGGGCUCGCCAAAAGAUAUGGCGUACAUAUAUGGGCUGUCCGCGGAGGAACGGGAAGAAUGGCUCAGUGCCGAAGAUACACAGACUAUUGGAGAGGUCAAGCCGGAUCUAAACACGCUGGUCGGGUACGUGACGACGGGCAACUUUAGUCUGAGUCGAGGGACGGGACAUGCGCUGGGGAGCGUCAGUCUGAAGGGGUACCUUGGGCUAUUGCGGCUGGCCGAGGUGGGGUCGGAGAUGGGCAAGGGGAGGGCGCUGGUCAAGCUCGUCGUCCCUGGGAGAUGGGCGAUCCAGACCGGGGACUACAGCGCCAACGGCGGGAAACUGCCCUAUAUCACCCAUCUGGGCCAUUUCGUCCGGCCUCGACACCUUUCUUCUCUUCCAUCCUGGACCGAGGUGGAUGAGGAUAAGUCAGAAGCGGGAUUAUGGACUGCGUACAUUGAGCAAUCGCUCACUGAUCUGGUCAAUCACACCCUAUACUCCCUUCCUCCCAACUAUACCCUUCUCGCACCCGCCCAGUCCGGCCCUUUGGGCCCACUAGAGCGACACUACAUACCACAGCGUAUCCGAGCGAUCCACAAGACUCGACUAGAGCACGCCGGGCUAUGGGGUCUGGGCGGAUCAACGGAUGCGGAAGAGCCAAAAGAGGGAAAAGAGGCUGCUGUGGUGCCGGGAGGAACGGAGAUCCCGAGGGGAUGGGCAGGAUGGGGUGCAGGACGGGAAGUGGAGAGACGGAGGAGAGCAUGGGAGGGGGAGCAGCUGGCUAAGAGGGCAAGGGGUGUAUUGGAUGUAUUGAGUAGGAGGGUGGGGGAGGGGUAUUUUGGGGGUGAAAGGUGUGUCUGCACGUCUCCUCGUCGGCCCAGAAUGAAGGCUUCCUGGUGGAACGGCUCAAUGUUGCGUACGGGCCCGACGGAUGCUCAUAUCGAAGAGCCGCAGGAUAGCAGCCUGCAGGAUGGACGCCGACUCUGUGUAGCCUAG